UGGCGCGGUUCUUUCGAACAGAGACCAAACAGAGAGAGCGCGAGCAUUAGGUCAUUACGGUCACCGCACCUUUUUCUUUUUCGUUCGUUCCCCCGGUCCUCCGUUCGCGGCCAGUCCUACGGUCCCCGCGCGCACGCCAGACGCCUCCCCUACGCCUUCACGCACCCGACGCUCAUUCAAGACCCGUACGAACUCGAACAGUAACGUUCCGGACAUGUUUCCCCUCGUACUUACCCUGGUGCUCGCCCUCCUUUCCUUCCUGGCGUCCGCCUUCGUAAUUCUUCGUAUUGUUCUACCCGUCCUCCCUCCGUCGCCGUUCAGCCGCCGUGUCGCACCGGCCGAGUUUGGCCUCCCCAACUUCAAGGAGCUCACUACCGCGGACAAGGCUCACCUAUGGCUUGCAACCCUUGACAUUGCCGCUCUUGCGAUGCUCGUGUGGGAGGUCCUUAUGCAGUCGAUGGGCAGCGCCACUGGGUUCGCAAUGGCCCAAGACGCAGGCUCAUCGGUUCGCAUCUGGCUUGCCAUGACCGUCCGCCAGGGGUGCCUCCUUGCCAUCCUCGGACUUACCCUCCUUCACGUUCGCCGCGGACAGUCGACGUCGCUCGGGAGGAGCCACUGGCUUAUCCUUGCGCCUGUGGCCAUCCUGACCAUCACUUCCUCGGCUGUCGCUGGCGUCCUGGCGGGCGCAGGCGUGAACACCCUCUUCACGGGUCUCGCGGGCUACACCUCGGCCGUUGCGCUCCUCGGCUCGACGCUGUUCAUCAGCCUCGCCGUCACCCUGUUCAAGAUUCAGCGCAACCUGAACGCGGUCCCCGAGGAGGAGGACAACUGGCCCCCGGUCCGCCGCGUCGAGGAGGACAAGCCUCGUCCGUCGUUCACGACUGACGAGGUCGAUGCCCUCCGCGACGGCGCAUCGUGGAUCACCAGCACCGCGGGCUCCCGUCGCGGCUCCAUCUCCGCCUGGAGCUUCAGCACGCACCACACGUCGCACCAGGAGCACCACGGGGGCCGCCCCCAGAACGGCAACUACCCGUCCGUCCCGGCGAAGAACUCCUUCUGGUUCGGCAACCCCAGCGGCGACCUCGAGGUGCCCCCCGUCCCGCCCCUGCCGGUGCACUAUGGUCCCAUCUCCCCCUCGGCGUCCGACCUUCGGGACGAGGACCCCUUCCGCCGCACUUGCCCCAGCCCGCUCCCCGACAUCCCUGACCACCCGAUUAACCCGCUCGGCUCGCAGACGUCGUGGCUCACCUCGACGAACGGCUCGCACAUCACCAUGUCCGCCUGGUCCUUCCCGACCACGGUCGGUGGCCGUGCUCCCGGCAGCUCUACCAGCAGCGCCACGAGCACCGCAAGUGCGCCGCAGCUGAACGCUCAGCUGCUGCCCUCGAGUGUCCCGACCCGUCCGACGACGCCGGCUCUUUCGAACGCACAGGUCCUCGGCGGCUACGGGUACACGGGUGACGCGGAGAAGGGUCUCCAGGCUGGCCACAACCACGGCGAGGUGCCCAUCUCCACCGCUCGCGUCGUCGCCUGGAUGGUUCUUAUGUGGCUCCCCAUUGCGCUUGCACUCCCCUUGCUUUGUUCCGUGGGCCCGAGCCAGGACCCGUCGUCGACGAUGUCGCUGCUCUUGAUCCUCUCCGUUGUUUUGUCGUCGCCCAUGCUCACGAUCAUGAUCCUCUGCGGCUGGGGCCUUCCGAUCCCGACGGCUGAUCUCUUCGUUACGAACCUGCCCACGAACAUCCGCGUCGGCGGCUCGUCGAGCAAUACGCUCCUGAACCGCUUCUCGCACGAGUACAAGCGCUCCUGCAGCGCGUCGGUCACCGUCGUCGAGGGUCGCCGCAGCGGCGAUGUCUGGAUCGAGAAGAAGCAGGCGGUCGAUGGGAAGGACAAGGUCGGCCGCGCCGUCGAGAUGAUGCUCCCGCGCCCCAAGCUAUCCGUCAUGCCCGUCAAGGAGUCCGACCACCUCAUGCCCCCGACGCCCUUCCGCGCCGACGACGCUGCAACGCUCUCGUCUGGUGGUAGCCCCGCCUCUGCGCUCACCGCCGAGUUCGGCCGCCUCCGCAAGGACUCGAAGGCCAGCUCGCGCCUGUCUGGCAGCUCGGCGCACCAGGAGUACACCACCCGCAUCAUGGUUGCCCAGCGCCACUACUCCGCGCUCGCGAAGACCAUCGAGAUCCAGGCGUCGCCCGAGAAGCGCCCCUCCGCUGAGACGAUGGUCGAUGCGGAGGCGACUGGCGCGCAGAAGAAGCGCACGUCGGUUAUGGGCGCGGGCCACCUCCGCAAUCGCUCCGUGCCCUCCAUCUAUGGACCGGAGACGCCUACCGGCGGUAGCUUCAGGGGCCUAAACCCGAGCCCGACGCCCCCGCCGGCCUUCCCGCUGCCGCCGACGCCGCCCAGCGUGCGUACGGCGCGCCUCGCCCAGCUUGGACACAAGAAGAGCUUCUCAUCCGGCUUCGACUUCAGCCCCAUCAACGACAUGCACGAGAUCGACGCACUCACCGCGGGCGUUCUCCCCAUUCUCGUACCCGGCCUGAAGGUCGGCGAAGAUAUGCGGAUCAAGCAGGGCAAGUAUACGCCGCCCGAGUCGAUGUCGCGAAGGACGGUGAAGAUGGUCAAGAAGGCUAGCCCAGGUGUCGACGAGUUCGGCAACGAUUGGUCGUCGCCGCAGUUCCACUCGACGCCGGCGCGUCGUCCGCGUGAGGCGCGUAGCAGGAAGAGCUCGCACAGGAGCCACUACAGUCUGCCCAGCCUCGGUUUGGGCAUGGACGGAGUGCACUCCCUUCAGCGCUGGAGUGCCGAGAUCGCACACGACAUCGAGAACAAAGUGCGCAUGCUGACGGCUGCCCCUGAGAGCGAGCUUGGGCGACGUGCCACCGUAUUCGGCGGCGAGACCGUCCCCAACACGAUUCCGAACAUGCGCGUUGCGGACAAGGCCGAGCAACGUGCUCCGACUACCAAAUUGAGCCGUCAAGCGAGCAUUCGAUCGCUCGGUCUCCGUCCCGAAGUGCCCCACACGGCGCGCUCAUCUCUGAUUUCUAUCCCUGACCCCCUCUCUGCUGCUUCUACUGCUACGCUUUUCGAACUAGACCCGCCCCAGGCAGAGAGCACGCCUCACAACACUGCCGUGUCACGCCGCCGCGUUUCGCAAGACCCUGCGCCUCCGAUGCCCAACAUCCCCCAGCACGUCAAGGACGAGACUCGCACUUCACGACGCCGCUCCAGCAUAGUAUAUAUCCGAUCUGACGACGCGCCCAUGCCCAUCGACGCCCCGACCACGACCUCAACACGUCCCAGGAAGCCCUCACUCGUACAGCGUGCUGUACGUCCCCUUAUACCCAAGAAAUCCGCCAAGCUGCGCAAGUCGGACCCGGAGAACGACACCACCUCCUCCCCCCGCGGUUUGCGCCCCCUCUCCCUGCUCCAAACCCGCGAUGUGAACGCGCCUGUCGUGGCCGUGCAAGACGCGGCGACGAAGCCGCUUUCCGUGGGCAAGAAGCAGAAGGAGCGUGCGAGCAGGCGCGCCGUUGUGGACGCGGAGAACGUGGACCCCACGCAGGCCGCCACCGCCUCUACUGGCGGCAAGAAGCGCGGCCUGCGCCCGCUCCAGCUUGGCCGAUCGGAUACCAGCAAGAUGCGAGCCAUCUUGCAACGGGAUGAGGACGUCCCGAACGUCGUCGUGCGUCCGCCCUCGGGCGUCGAAUCGUACUCCACUUACCGGGCGUACGCUGCAUGAGGCCGCCGCCGUCAGAUGAUACCCCCCACUAUGCUCAGCGCUCCGUGACCGGACGAUGAUGCAUGAUAUCCCAUUGCUGUUCCCGGCUAUCGUUAUUCGCUAUCUCAUUGACAUUCUGGCUCUGUCGCGUAGGCGCGGCCACCGUCCGCCUACUGCGUGCUUCACUUACGUGCGUGUUCUCGAUGCCUAACGCUUACUUACCUACCUACCGUCAAGUAUCUCUUCAUCUCAUGCGCUUUCAUCUACUUAUCUCUUUUGUUCAGCUAUGCCGCUACCUUGGUACGAUGCUCUCGCAUCCUUGCUUGCUCUCACGUUGACUCGUUGUACUGUACCUUCUGCGGUGAACACUUGUCUCACGAGAUGGACCAUUAUGCUGCCUCUAUGCCCUCCCUCUAUGCUUUUCCGUUGCUUCCUAUCUAUGUAGUUGCUGUUGACAGCAGACCUGACUUUAGAGCCUCCUGCUUGACAGUAGAGCAAUGUACAUUUAGGUUCCAACG
This is a messenger RNA of Schizophyllum commune H4-8, 4230 nucleotides long. RefSeq lists its product as uncharacterized. The record is from RefSeq and is a predicted model, not a curated record. The transcript has 4 exons. The coding region runs from base 215 to 3733 and encodes 1172 amino acids. NCBI's taxonomy places the organism in Eukaryota, Fungi, Basidiomycota, Agaricomycetes, Agaricales, Schizophyllaceae.